Dipodomys ordii (Ord's kangaroo rat) is the source of this 3219-nucleotide messenger RNA. It is a transcript of the gene Whrn, whose product is annotated as deafness, autosomal recessive 31. Gene Ontology annotation, molecular function: protein binding. Gene Ontology annotation, cellular component: photoreceptor inner segment; plasma membrane; stereocilia ankle link complex. The transcript has 13 exons. NCBI's taxonomy places the organism in Eukaryota, Metazoa, Chordata, Mammalia, Rodentia, Heteromyidae. The annotation marks the transcript as partial. Gene Ontology annotation, biological process: auditory receptor cell stereocilium organization; sensory perception of sound. The record is from RefSeq and is a predicted model, not a curated record.
GCCAACGUGCGGCAGCUGCACCAGGCACUGACGGCGCUGCUGAGCGAGGCGGAGCGGGAGCAGUUCACGCACUGCCUGAACGCCUACCACGCGCGCCGCAACGUCUUCGACCUGGUGCGCACCCUGCGCGUCCUGCUGGACAGCCCGGUCAAGCGGCGCCUGCUGCCCAUGCUGCGCCUGGUCAUCCCUCGCUCCGACCAGCUGCUCUUCGAUCAGUACACGGCCGAGGGCCUCUACCUGCCCGCCAGUACCACCACCCCCUCCUACAGGCAGCCCUCUUGGAGUGGCCCCGACGGCACCGCCGCUGCUGCCACCACCACCACCGGGCCGGGGGAGGUGCGCUUGGUGAGCCUGCGACGUGCCAAGGCCCACGAGGGCUUGGGCUUCAGCAUCCGCGGGGGCUCGGAACACGGCGUCGGGAUCUACGUGUCGCUGGUGGAACCCGGAUCCCUGGCUGAGAAGGAGGGGCUGCGGGUUGGAGACCAGAUUCUGCGCGUCAACGAUAAAUCUCUGGCCCGAGUGACCCACGCAGAGGCUGUCAAGGCUCUGAAGGGCUCCAAGAAGCUGGUGCUGUCUGUGUACUCGGCCGGGCGCAUCCCUGGAGGAUAUGUCACCAACCACAUCUACACCUGGGUGGACCCACAGGGCCGAAGCAUCUCCCCACCUUCAGGCCUGCCCCAGCCCCAUGGCAGUGCCCUGAGACAGCAUGAGGGGGACCGCAGGAGCACGCUACACCUCCUUCAGAGCGGGGAUGAGAAAAAGGUGAACCUGGUGCUGGGGGACGGCCGCUCCCUGGGCCUCACCAUCCGAGGGGGAGCUGAGUACGGCCUAGGCAUAUACAUCACUGGCGUGGACCCAGGCUCCGAAGCGGAAAGCAGCGGGCUCAAGGUCGGGGACCAGAUUUUGGAGGUGAACGGGCAGAGCUUUCUCAGCAUCCUGCAUGAUGAGGCGGUCAAGCUGCUCAAGUCCUCCCGGCAUCUCAUCCUGACUGUGAAGGAUGUGGGGAAGCUGCCCCACGCGCGUACCACCGUGGAUGAGACCAAGUGGAUCGCCAGUUCCCGGAUCGGGGAGAGCGCCACCAGCGCGGCCAUGGCAGGGUUUCCAGGGGACCUGGCAACAGAAGGGACAAGCAAGCCUGGAUUUUACAAGGGCCCGGCCGGCUCCCAGGUGACCCUGAGCAGCCUGGGAAACCAGACGCGUGCGCUGCUCGACGAGCAGGCUCGGCACCUGCUCACGGAGCAGGAGCGCACCACCAUGGCCUACUACCUGGGUCAGUACCGCGGCGGCAGCAUCUCCGUGGAAGCGCUGGUCCUGGCCCUGUUCGAGCUGCUCGAUACCCACGCCAAGUUCUCGCUGCUCUCUGAGGUGCGGGGGAGCAUCUCCCCUCAAGACCUUGGCCGCUUUGACCACCUGGUUCUGAGGCGGGAGAUCGAGUCCAUGAAGGCGCGGCAGCCCCAGGGCCCUGGGGCCGGGGACACCUACUCCAUGGUCUCCUACAGCGACACCGGCUCGUCCACAGGCAGCCAUGGUACCUCCACCACCGUCAGCUCGGCCAGGGAGCGGCUGCUGUGGCUUAUAGACCUGAUGGAGAACACGCUCGACCUGGAGGAGACUGGUGAGGCCACCCAGGGCAGCGUCAAUGCCCUCCCAGAUGUGUCUGUGGACGAUGUCAAGUCCACCCCGGGCAUGAAGCUGCCGCCUCCCGCGCCACCCCUGGCUCCAGGCCAUGAUCGCGGUGGCUCUCUGGGCCAGCAGUGGAAGCUGGGGAGGGAGGACCCGCGGCCUUCCUCUUCCUCCUCUGCCUCAAGCCCCCCACUGGGUGCCACUCCCGCCCUGGGGCCCUCCUCCACGCGGGACUCCCCCUCCUCUCCCAUCUAUGCCUCUGUCUCCCCGGUCAAGCCCAGCUCCAGGAGGCCGCUGGACGCCCACCUGGCCCUGGUCAACCAGCACCCCGUCGGCCCCUUCCCCAGGGUCCAGUCCCCUCCACACCUGAAGAGCCCCCCUGCAGAGGCCACGGGGGGCUGCCUUCCGCCGCCCUCCCCCUGCGACCACCCGGACCCUGCGAGCACCAACCAGCACUUCGUCCUGGUAGAGGUCCACCGGCCUGACAGGGACAGCGAGCCCGACGUGAACGAAGUGCGGGCCCUGCCCCAGACCCGCACAGCCUCCACACUCUCCCAGCUCUCGGACAGCGGGCAGACUCUAAGCGAAGACAGUGGUGUGGAUGCCGGGGAGGCAGAGGCCAGCGCCCCAGGCCGAGGCAGACAAGCAGCAGCGCCCACCAAGAGCAGGAGUAGCAAGGAGCUGCCUCUGGCUGAGAGGACCCCGGAGGGGGCUAGCAAGCCGCCCGGCCUCCUGGAGCCCACGUCCACCCUGGUCCGUGUGAGGAAAAGCGCUGCCACCCUGGGCAUCGCCAUCGAGGGUGGUGCCAACACACGCCAGCCUCUGCCCAGGAUCGUCACGAUUCAGCGAGGGGGUUCAGCCCACAACUGUGGUCAGCUGAAGGUGGGCCACGUGAUCCUCGAAGUGAACGGACUGACACUUCGGGGCAAGGAGCAUCGGGAGGCUGCCCGCAUCAUUGCCGAGGCCUUCAAGACCAAGGACCGAGACUACAUCGAUUUUCUGGUUACUGAGUUCAAUGUGAUGCUCUAGGGGCCCACCCACCCCCAGGCCCAUCCCUUCCCUGUCCUAGCCAAUCAGACUCUUUGAGGAGUCAGUGCUACAUAGCCAGGGUACCAGGCUAGCAUCCUCCCUCCACCUGGACUACUGGACCACAGAAGGUCAGGUCAGAAUCCUCUGUGUGUCAGGUGCACAGUGGGUGCCUAAUUCAAGUGAGGUAUGGGAAGGGAAGAAACGAAGAGGGAGGGCAGAGCGUUCGUUUCUCUGGGUUGAGUGUGGACAGUAAGUGAGACCCAGCCAGCCCCCAGGUGCCUGCAUCUUGACCUGAAGUGAGGUCGCCGGAUUCCCAGCACCACUUCCCGCUAGAGGACUUCUUGCAGGACCUUCAUUGCCACAAACAGGCAUCUAGCUCACCCACUCACACUUCCGGCCACCCAGCUCCUUAUCCCCUUGCUAUUUAUUUAUUGCCCUCCCCUGCACUCCGGGGACACCUAGGCCCCAGCUUCCCAUCGUACCCCUAGCCUAUCCCAGAGGCCUUGCAGGUGACCAGUGUAUUUAUAUACAGAGCUUAUGACUUUAAUUUUUCAAUAAAGAAAUCUA